CCGCUGCAUCUAGGAGGAGGAUGUGGUGUACUAGAUGAAGAGGUUACACCAGCACUUAUUCUACAGAAAUAUAUUCAUAUAUUCUCAGCUAGAUUUGCUCAGGGUUGGGGGGACAGAGGAAUAGAUCUCACCUCUAGGCUAGCUGAUCAUGUUGCAAACAGAGGACCCCCGACUGAUUUCUCUGAUCCUGAACCUGAUUCUCCGGCUCUUCUCAAACCCAGACCUUUCUUUCGCAAGUUCUCCUUCAGAGGGAUUGCUCAUGGCAAAACAUUCAAUAUUUUUCAUAAACAGGGUUCGGAUGAAGUUGAACUCUCUAGCUCCGGGUGUAAACCAAGAGCUGAGAAGAAAACUAAGGUUGUGAAACUAUCUGUGGAGGUUGUAAAGGAGGGACAGGUCGCUUAUAUUCCAGGAGAUUGUGCAGAUGAGCCAGGGAACUGGGAGAAAUGUAAACUAUUAUUAGUGAAGGCUGGCGGAGGAUAUAUGCUUGAGUUCUGGCCGAGGUCAACCUCUAGACCUAAGACGGGUGUGUUCUGUGUCCUUAUCACAGAGGCCAGGGAAACUUCGGCUCUGGAGAUGCCAGACAAAGAGAAUACAUUUGUUAUUAAGGUUGAAGGUUCUGAGGAGUAUAUUAUUGAGACUGUGGAUGCUGUAGAGUGUAGGCACUGGCUGAUGCUAAUUCAAUCAAGUAGGCAGAACUCUGUAUCCAGGGUUAUGAUGAGGGACUCCUCCCUAGCUAGAGAUAGAAUAUUCAGACUUGGACUUACUGAAUCCCAAUCCAUGCAGCACUUUCACCCUGGAGGAUCACAGGACUAUCCUGAUGCUGGUCAACCUGUUAGCUUAUCUGACCUGCCUCCUAGACUAGCUGGGGAGCUUGGUGCUGCUGUUCGGUCCGUUCAUGGGUCAGCUUCCAGUAUCAGUAUUCCAGGAGAAGGUUCAGACUUGUUCAAUCUUCUAGUUGAGUAUCCUUGGUUUCAUGGUGUUCUCACUAGAACUGACGCUGCAGGGAUGGUUCUACAUCAGUCUGUGACAGGACACGGAGUAUUCCUUGUUAGGCAAAGUGAGACUAGGAAGGGAGAAUUAGUUCUUACCUUUAAUUUUCAGGGUAGAGCCAAGCACUUAAGAUUAACCUUGAAUGGAGAUGGACAAUGUCGGGUUCAACAUCUCUGGUUCAACACAAUCUUUGAGCUGCUGGAGCACUUCAGAGUUCAUCCUAUCCCUCUUGAGUCCGGGGGGCGGAGUGAGUGUACCUUGUCAGAGUUUGUUGUCAGACAAAAUCCAGGAUCCACAAUCCAGCAUUCAGGAGCAGACAGAUCCUUUCAUAAUCCUCCUCAAACAGAGGUUUGGACUCUUGGUAUAUCCAUACGCCGGCGAGCUGGUUCCCUUGAGGCGAUGAACGUCGAGGGUGGUAUGGCGGGUAGAGCCAAGGAUAAUCCAUACAGUUUCGUCUAGUGCGAUGGCGGGUGGUGUCCUCAGAUUACAGAAGACGAAAAUUCAUAAAUGAGAGAAAUGGUUCAUUAAUAUCAUAUUGGUUAAAACAAAACAAGUCAGAUUUCCUGGUUUCUAUUAGUUCCUGAUCGUAAACCAGUACAUGAUCAAAUUAAACUGAGACCGACAUUUUUUAUCUAAAAUAUGGGUCUUCAUGGUUGAGACAGUACCCCUUGACUGUUUAUUAUACAGUAGCCGAAGGGUCCGGCAUUGCCCGUGAAUUUAAAAAAUAAUUUCCGUCAUGAAAAACAAAUCGGAUUUUCUUCAGGCCUCUCAUACCCCGGGAUAUCCGUGGGUUUCCUUAAAAGAUGUCAGCCACUUUAGUCCAGCUGUUUGGCCAGCUAUAGCGAACAUAUAAAUAUAUAUAUAUGCAUAUGAGCGAAAAGCUUUAUAAAGACUUUAGAGCCUUAAUCGUAGGGACACUGAAUAAUUCCUUAUUUAUGGUGUUCUUGAUAAUUAACAAUCCCCCGCGCGACAACGCGUUAAAUCCCUAAUUUAAAAGUUUACACAUUGGUAAUCGAGUACAUGAUUGCUGUUGCUAAGCGCAAUACCUAGCAAAAGUUCAGGCCUCCUCUGAACUGAAUUCAUAAAUUUACCAUUUCUGUCACUUCUAGUCAUUAUUAACCUUCUCUGGACUGAAUUCAUAAAGGAACUGAGUUUUUGCCACAAAUUCAAAUAUUCUUAUCCCUAUAUCUUGGCAACCCAAUGUCAUAGA
Eurytemora carolleeae is the source of this 2200-nucleotide messenger RNA. It is a transcript of the gene Lnk, whose product is annotated as SH2B adapter protein 1. The transcript has 14 exons. Gene Ontology annotation, cellular component: plasma membrane. Gene Ontology annotation, molecular function: transmembrane receptor protein tyrosine kinase adaptor activity. NCBI's taxonomy places the organism in Eukaryota, Metazoa, Arthropoda, Copepoda, Calanoida, Temoridae. Bases 481 to 1449 code for a protein of 322 amino acids. Gene Ontology annotation, biological process: intracellular signal transduction. The record is from RefSeq and is a predicted model, not a curated record.